CAAACUGGCAAGUUGGUCUCGCACUAGAAUUGUUCCCUCAGUCAUAAUACAAAGGGUGUGUUGUAUCUAUGAUGGAUUGAUCAGGCUGCAUUAUUUUUUUAAUGGAAAAAAUCUACAAAAUCAACUCAUAACUGUAUAUUUAAAGUUUUCAAGAAUUUAACAGUUGUUUGGAAUUAUUUGAAAUGGUCAAGAAAUAUCUGACAGUAAAACAACUGAGAUAGCCAUUCAGCAUACCCAGAAGGCAUCUGAUAAGAGGGACCCUACUGAGCCCUGUUCUACUGCCCCCCUGAUAGUACUCAGCAUCCACUUGAAUAAAUAACAAUACUGAUAUGGUGAAUGAACACUUUGAUGACAGUCAGCUUCAGAUACUAUGAAUUAAGCUACCAGUAGACUUAUUAAGGGUCCCAGUGAGGCUGAACAUACUUGGCAUCAAAGGACAAUCCUCAGAUAGUGGAGGAAGUUUAAAAACUAAGAGCAUCAAAACAAGAUCAACUACUACUGGUAGUAGCAUCUGAUGGCAGGGUACUGACUUGCCCCUAAUUAAGGGCCCAAUUAGUGAGUUUGAUGGAUGGCCUGAUGAUGUGGAUCCCAGAUAGAGGGUUCUAAAGAUCAAAGGGAUAGAUUUCACAUCCUCCUCCACAGCUGUCAAUCAUGCUAGUUUUGACCCUGAUCUGAGGGUCAUGAACUGCUCCUGGGACAUGAUUGAUAAGACAGUCCCUGACAUGAAUGUGGUGUCCGGUCUGCAUUGUGAAUGUUUGCCUGAGUCAAUAUUGUCAGGCAACAGAUGCGAAAACAGGAAAGCAUGCUUUCAUACAUUGCUGGUGUGCUUUUUGGUGGAGAUGUGUUUCAGAUGACCAUAUAUAUAUAUGAUUGGAUAUAGGUUAACAAAAAACUGUUUGAAGAACUUCUAUAUUACCAAAAUUGCUUUUAAGUUUUCAGACACUUCCAUUUUUUUUAUUUCUAGAUAAAAAAAUUAAUUACAAAUACAUGUGUUGGAAAUUUAGAGACAACAAAUACAGGUGUACAACAUUCUUAGAAACUCUAAAAAUAUUGCAUUGACGAUCAAAUAAGGUCAUGCAAUAUGUACAGCGUCAUUUGUUUUAAUAAAUAAUAUCAUGUGCUUGUAAAAUACCAGGCUGUAUUGUAUAAAGUUACUUGUAUGUAUGUUUCACUUUAAGAUGUUGGGUGAAACCAUUUUCUAUUACUGGUAUGAGUUAUUAUUUACCUAAAAACACAAAUGUUAUGGUUUCUUGCCUUAAGGCAUUUGUCUUAUCAAAUGAUCACAUAAAUAUACAGUAUAAGAUAAGGUUGGUUUAACAAAUAAGUACUGAAGAGGUUGCAUAUAUUUUUUAUAAAACUUGCGUGUCAAAUUGAUACAAGUGUACAUUUGCACUACCAAGUUCAUGGUUGAACAAUGUGAAACCUGGUGUAGUCGUAUUUUUUCGCCUUAAAAUCCAGGAAGUGAAAAGAAUCAAUAAUGACCUGCCUUGUGGAUGUAAAGAUGUUACUGACAUGCAUGUUGGUGGUUUAUGGAGUAACAUUGUUGAAGGUAAUAAAAUGGACGGACAAUAUCUGGAACAAUGUGUCAGAGUUCAAAUGGAUUGAAGAGCAACAAUUCAGAGAUGCCAUGAACGAUAUUCACUCAAGUCACAGGCUUAUUAGGGAAGUCUUGAAAAGAAAGAAUGCAACUGCAAAUCAAUCCAUUCAACAUGAUAUUGUAAAUAUGAUAUCCAAGGCAUCUUUGUUUAGAGAAGAGGUGCAUAACAACAGUAUAUUAGUAUCUGAGAAAAUGUUGCAAUCCAUUAAGAAAAUGCAUGGGAACAAAAGUCGUUUACCCCAAUCAAAUUAUACGGAUUGUGCAAGACAUUUUCAGCUAAUGAGUAAUGAAAUUUACAUAUAUUCUGCCUACUUAGAGCUUAGGGACAGUUCUAAUGACAGUAUAUCAGUGCUGAGAAUUUUAACAGUUUCCAAGUUAGACUCAGAUGAUUCAAUUGUAUGGUCCAUUAAUGAAGACCCACACAGUUGGGCAGUGGCUACAAAGAAUGAAAUGUGUGACAACCAUGCGAAAGCCUAUGGAGGAGUAACGUACACAAUGAAUUUAACAUCUUCCGACCUAAACAGACUUUUAGCAUACAGAAAAGUUCACUUACAAACAUUAAAGAACCUUAUAGACAAAUCGUCAUCAAUUUUGAGUGUACCUGUUUGUGUGAACAUUAUUCAUGGCAAUUUGUAUAAGACUCAGAGACUUGCAUUCAGAAAUAACUCCCAUUCAACUCUUGGCCAAAAAAAUACAGCAACAAUUUUUAAUUUAUUUUCUAAGGGAAACAAUCCAGCUGUUUCAAAACUUUCCAAACAACAGCAGUUGCUGCCCCUUAAUAGGGAAAUAAUGUUUGCAGUUUGCGUGCCACCAAUUUUUGGAGAUAUAAAGACAUCUAGUGUUAUUCAGUUUGUUGAAAUGCAGAAGGUAUUAGAAGUGGACCAUAUUUAUAUCUAUAGCAUGAAUUCAACCACUAAGGAAGUGUCUCACAUUUUAAAAUUUUAUGAAAUGGAAAAAACUUUGACAGUAUCUACCUGGGACAUUCCAGAAAAUGUUGACAAGGCCAUUUGGUAUCAUGGGCAAAUUCUUGCAGUGCAAGACUGUUUGCACAGAACAAAGAACAAGUUUCAUUAUGUGGCAUUCCUUGACAUUGAUGAACUGAUUGUACCAAAAUUCCACAAAGAUUUCCCUCAAAUGAUCGAAGAAAUCGAACAAGACUUUGAAAAUGCAUUACAAUCUACACGCACAAAAAUCGCAGCUUUCAAGUUCAUCAGCGCAUUCUUCAAUCCAGAUUAUGACAUCAGUUCUGCAAACUUAACCUCAGGACAUAUCACAAAAGGUCAAGGCCAAAUACAAAUGACCUAUUUCAAGAGUUUAUAUCGAGAACCGAGUUUCAGCCUGGCAAGGACUAAAUUAAUUGUGAAACCAGACUUGAUCGAGGAAAUGGGUAUUCACCACGUGUCAAAUCUCUCAACAAAAGAAUCAUUGUACAUAUAUGAUGUUCCUAUAGAGACAGCCUUCAUUCACCACUACAGAAAAUGUUCCAAAAUGUUUGACACUGACGCACCAUGUAACCAUACAAAUUUAUUACAUGACAACUCUAUACUAAAAUAUGAAUCAAUUGUGCGAAACGUCUUUGAUAAAGUUGUUCAAAAGAAUUUACAAACGAUUAAAUGAAUAUUUGUUAAU
Messenger RNA from Dreissena polymorpha, 3226 nucleotides. RefSeq lists its product as uncharacterized. The coding region runs from base 1478 to 3214 and encodes 578 amino acids. NCBI's taxonomy places the organism in Eukaryota, Metazoa, Mollusca, Bivalvia, Myida, Dreissenidae. The transcript is spliced from 2 exons. The record is from RefSeq and is a predicted model, not a curated record.